AGCAGCUAAGUGAUUGACAGCUGAGCCGCUUAAAGCCUCAGAAACUCCGCAGCGCUCAGAAACAGCACAGCCGGGCCGCUUUAAAACCGCAAACCUAAGGAUUUACACACGUUUCUGGACAGUUACACGCGUUUUAACCGCUUUUCUUCUCACUUUGGGAAUAACGAGCAACAGUUAGAGAGGCAGCCGAGGUUUCAUCCUAACAGGGACAAUGCAACAGAAACAUCUGAGUCAUGGCGUCUGUUGUCUUCCUGGCAGUUUUAAAAUCUUCCAUGUCUAAGGGAGUGCAGACAGCAGGCUCGCUCAUCCAUGACAUCACAGCAGCAGCAGCAGUGCAAAGGCUAGCGGCUAGCUGCCCACCAAGCCCGGGACCAGAGACUGAUCCUGGGCUUAGGGAGCCAGGUAAUGACCCUCAGUCCUUCCAUCAGACAGCCUCCACGCAUUGAGCCGGAUCAUGCUUUAGCUCCCUGACAGUCAGUCAAAAUGAUGGCCUCGGUGGUAAUCGGGGGACAUCGGAAGAAGUCCCUCACGUUGAGAGGUGUGGACCCAGAGACCUGCAUGAUCGUAUUUAAGAACCACUGGGCACAGGUGGUGAAGAUCCUGGAGAAACACGAGCCGAGUCGCAGCAGCACCAGCGCACUGAGUUUCCUCACAGGUCAUGGUAGCAGCGGCGGCAGCAGCAGCUCCGGAGCGCUACGUCUAGGCCCCAUCCCGGCCGACGAGGCCAGCGCCGUCCAGAACUACGUGGAGCACAUGCUCUUUCUACUGAUGGAGGAGGAGGCGGGCCAAGGGGGAGCGAUGGGUCCGAUCCUGGAGUUUGUGGUCCUUGAGGGCGUGAUGGAGAGGCUGUUUCUGUGGAGCCUGAGGAGGCAGUUCACUGAAGACAUGAAGCUAGAGCAACUCAGGAUGUACCAGAUGCUUUUGUCUCAGGCCAAACAGCCUUUGCUGCACCAUAAACCGGUUCUGCGGCCGCUCAUGAUGCUGCUCGCCUCCUGUGCUGGAGCUGCAACCGACACUGGCGGCGUGGUGGAGGCGGAGCUAGUCCUCCUGCUGAACCAGCUCUGCGUGGCUCUGGUCAAGGAUCCCUCAGUGCUUGAACUGUUCUUUCACACCAGCGAGGACCAGGGAGCUGCUAACUUCCUGCUCUUCUCCCUGCUCAUCCCAUAUACACACAGGCAGGGAUUGGUAGGUCAACAGGCCCGAGAUGCUCUGCUGCUCAUCAUGUCUCUGUCUGCCUCUGAGCCUCGAGUCGCCCAGCACAUUGCAGAGAACACAUACUUCUGUCCUGUGCUGGCCACGGGUCUGUCCGGUCUGUACUCGUCUCUUCCGGCUCGGCUGCAGGUUUACAGCGAGGACUGGCACUCUCUGGACCAGGCGGACUGGCAGCAGGUUCCUGCUCUGGUCCACUUUUUGCACUCUCUGGACUUUUGUAGUGCUGUUACCAAGGUGGCUCAUCCGUCCAUCCGCUCCCAGCUGCUUGGUUACAUCUACAAUGGCUUCCUGGUGCCUGUCCUCGCUCCGGCUCUGCACAAGCUGACGGUGGAGGAAGUGAUGACUACCACAGCAUACUUGGACCUGUUCCUGCGCUCCAUCUCUGAGCCCGCCCUCCUCCAGACCUUCCUCUCCUUCAUCCUGCUGCACACACACGACAACGUUCACAUCCUGGACACACUGGUCAGCAGGGUCAACACACCUUUCCAGUUGGGCACAGUGUCGCUGGCUCUGUUCAGGACUCUGAUUGGGCUCUUCUGUGAAGAUGUCAUGCUGCAGCUGGUCUUCAGGUAUCUGAUUCCCUGCAGCCACCUGAGCAGGAAGCAGCGCUGCUUCUUGAAGCAGAGGGACUGUUACUCCUGCAGUGCUGCCUCCUUCCUACUGCUGAUGCCCUCCUGGUGUCCUGUGCAGCUCCAAAACUCACUCACACAGUCAGAGCACAUCCACUGGCCCAAAGGAACCGAUCUGUCAGUGUCAGACAGCGUUGGUUACUGUCGUGGGUCAGACUUCCUGAUGGAUGUAAACUACCUCCAUUACCUCUGGGAUGCCCGCCAGGCUAUCUCCACUGCCCGCAGGGCUUGCCGUUUAUGGUCGGCUUCUUAUGAUGGCAUCGACCCUCCACUUCAAGAGUAUCGAUCUGAUACACCUGGUAACAACAUGGAGGACGAGGAAGAGUUCAUGCAGCGAGUCAAGAGCGACUCCAUCUGCUCACUGGUUAUCAGUCCUCCGCCCUCUGCCCUCUCACCUACACCAUCCUCUUUAGAUAACAGCCAAGCAGGCAGGGCCGGCUCCGCCCUUGAACUGGAGUGGGAUGACAUUUUUGCAGAUGACAAUCCCUUGCCUUCAGUUGUGGUAAACGUGGUGCUGGCGAAUGGCGAUGUAUCAUUGGAGGCAGAUACAUGCACUUUUCCACCAGCACCUCCCCCACUGCCUCCUCGACACAUCCAGGAAAUGCGGCGCAAUGCAACCAAGCUGGUGCGCGGCUCUUAUGUUGAAGAAUCCGAGUUUCAGGAUGAUGUUCUUGUCUAUGAUCUCAUUGCUAAAAAGGACGCAAAGGCAGCCAUUUUGGAUCGGAUCAUGCUGACAAAUCGCCAAUCCCGUGGGAGCAUCUCGAAAGGACAGCGAGUUUCAGCAACAGCGACAACAUUAACAACGAUGUUAACAACAACAGGAAGGACGGUGAUGGAAACUGUAAACAGCAUUAUGUCGACGAGGAGGAGGAGCGAGGAUGCAGGAAAAGAAGAAAGAAGAAGGAGUGAGGACUGUGAAAAGGAGAUAGGGAGAACAAAGGAAGACGAAGAACAAGAAACCAAAAGGAUAUUUGGACACAGAGGGUCACUGGGAGAUCAGCUCUUUACCAAUGGCUUUAAUGUAAACAAUGACAUCAUCGACGAAUGUGAUGAUGCAGAUGAUGAUAUAAAGUCUUUAAAGCAAAACUGUCAAGUGAUUGACAUUACAGCUCAUGUCAGCCAUACACCUAGAGCACAUCAGCAACAUGAACAUGAAAGCAUACAAUCACCCUCAACAUGUUUAGUAAGAAACACUUUAACCAAUGGCCAUCAUGAAUCUGAAUCAUUUGACCGUCCCAUAUCUCCAAGUCUGCCUGACAACAACACAAACAACAAUGACUUCCUGUCCCAAUACUGUGAGCUCAUGCUGUCAUUAGGGGUAGAACCAGACUAUGAGGACAUCACAGAUGAUAUUGACACAUUCAGGAAGCGUGUCGAGGUGCUAAGGCAAAGACUUGAAGAGGACGAGGAAGAGCUUUGCACUGACUUUGGUUUUAGCUCCUCCGGGGAUGACAUUGGGGCAGAAGAAGAGGAAGAGAUGAUGCGAGAGGAAGAAGAAGUGGAGAAGAGCAGGAGCGACACAAAGAAAGGCGGCAGGAGACAUCAAAUUCCAUUUACAGGUCCAUUCAUCAGUGUGCUGUUGUCUCGGCUGGAGAACCUUCUCGAAAACUCUAUUGCUGUAAACCUGCUUGUGACAGGCAUCCUGGCCCAGUUGGCAUCGUACCCACAACCUCUCCUGAGAUCCUUCCUGCUCAGCACAGACACACAAAACCAGCCUAACGUUCGCACACUUUACCAGGUGCUGGUGUCGGUGCAUGCUCAGAUAGAGCGCUAUGUGAUGGCCAGACCAGACUAUCCAGCUCUAGUCACUCAGGCCUGGAGGUUCUUGUUGGCAAAAGACCAAGAUGGCAAAUUCAGAGAGUGCCUCCAGUCUCAGGGCGGUGACAUCAUCCUGGACCCAUCGCUUCCCAAUGGCUCUGUGAAGAACGCUCUGCCUUUGCCUCCUUUCAGUGUCUUGCCCCCCUGUCCUACUAUUCCCCCUCAAGCCAAGAGCCGAGUCUUCGCCAUUAUCCUGUACGCCGAGUUCCUGAAGGAGUUGGCUGCCUUGGCCCAGGAGCACAGCAUUGCCUUGGACUGUUAUUCUGAGGAGUAACAAAUGCAAACCCCUAGUUUAACUGUAAAAA
Oreochromis niloticus (Nile tilapia) is the source of this 3964-nucleotide messenger RNA. RefSeq names its product protein FAM160A1. The transcript is spliced from 19 exons. The record is from RefSeq and is a predicted model, not a curated record. Lineage: Eukaryota; Metazoa; Chordata; Actinopteri; Cichliformes; Cichlidae. Bases 484 to 3933 code for a protein of 1149 amino acids.